AUGAGUAUCCAUGAUAUGCAGGCCCUGGCUCGUAACCAAGUUAUGGCACUUCUAAGUGGUUUUGCAGGAGUUUACACAGAGGUGAAUGCUGACCGGAUUAUUCUUGACAAGACUCUUACUGAUCAAGUGUCUAUAUGGAAAAGCAACAGAGGCCUGACUGAUAAGGUGGUCUUGGACCAUGAUUGCUCUGGAGAAACAUGUACUUACUAUCAAAUUGGAGAUGUGUUUGUUUGUGAGAAGACUGGGCAGGUUCAUGUUUGUGAUGAUACAUGUAAAGAAGCUGUUUUGGACCCUACAAAUGAGCUUUUGGUUUGUACAAUAUCUGGACAUUGUUUUGAUAGAUUGCUGUCACCAGCUGAAAUGGAACCAGACACUGUGGAUUCUGUAGUUUACCUUGUUGACGCGUACGACAAAGAGAGAUUUGCAGAGGCCAAAAAGGAGCUGCAUGCCCUAUAUAAAAAACAACAACAAUACUGAACAAUACUCAACCUUGUUAACAG
Molecule: messenger RNA, 500 nt
Organism: Camellia sinensis
Lineage: Eukaryota; Viridiplantae; Streptophyta; Magnoliopsida; Ericales; Theaceae
Source: RefSeq, a predicted model, not a curated record